CUUCCUGGGAGGUGAUUCUUGUACCCCCUCGAUCCAGCUCUGUGCACUCCAGGAACAGUUCCUCUGGCCCUCCUCUCCAGGAGCUCCCCCACCCCCAUGAAGGGGCAGCUGGGCAGACUGCCUCAAUCUAAUUGUGUCUCCCUCACCCUCUUCCCACACCUGCCCCAUCUAGUGGAAAUGGAUGAUGAGGAUGGGAGAUGCUUACUAGACGUGAUUUGUGACCCUCAGGCCCUCAAUGACUUCUUGCAUGGAUCCGAAAAGCUGGACAGUGAUGACCUCCUGGAUGCCCCUGUGGAGGCCCAAAGUGCCUUCUAUGAAGGUUCUGGGCUCCAUGUGCAGGAAGCUCCCGGCAACCACCUAAACCCGGAGCCCAGCCAGCCUGCCCCUAGCGUGGACCUGGACUUCCUGGAAGAUGAUAUCUUGGGCUCCCCUGCAGCAGGAGGAGGAGGUGGAGGGGGCGGUGGGGGCCCUGAACAGCCCUGUGACAUUCUCCAGCAGAGUCUUCAGGAGGCCAACAUCACAGAACAGACCUUGGAGGCUGAGGCUGAACUGGACUUGGGCCCCUUCCAGCUGCCCACCCUACAGCCCGCCGACAAUGGGGCUGGUGCUACUGGGGCCACAGGAGCCGCCACGGUGACUGCGGGACCCCAGGCUCUCUUCCCGGGCAGCGCAGAUCUGCUGGGGCUGCAAGCUCCGCCCACUGUACUGACCCACCAGGCCUUGGUGCCACCUCAGGACGUGGUCAACAAGGCCCUGAGCGUUCAGCCCUUCCUGCAGCCUGUGGGUCUGGGCAACGUGACCCUUCAGCCCAUUCCGGGCCUCCAGGGCCUCCCCAAUGGCAGCCCCGGGGGUGCCACAGCAGCCACCUUGGGUCUGGCACCUAUUCAAGUGGUGGGCCAGCCCGUCAUGGCCCUUAACCCACCCACCUCCCAGCUCUUGGCAAAACAGGUGCCUGUCAGUGGCUACUUGGCCUCAGCAGCCGGGCCCUCAGAGCCAGUGACACUGGCCUCUGCCGGAGUGUCCCCCCAGGGGGCCGGCCUGGUCAUCCAGAAGAAUCUCCCAGCUGCAGUGACCACCACUCUCAAUGGGAACUCAGUGUUUGCCGGGACAGGGGCCGCCACAGCAGCAGCCAGUGGGGCACCCUCGGGACAGCCGCUGGCGGUGGCCUCGGGCCUGGGCACGUCACCACUGGUACAAGCACCCAAUGUGAUUUUACACAGAACCCCCACGCCCAUCCAACCCAAACCUGCAGGGGUACUGCCCCCCAAACUCUACCAGCUGACACCCAAGCCCUUCACCCCCACGGGGGCAACCCUUACCAUCCAGGGUGAACCAGGUACCCUGCCACAGCAGCCUAAGGCCCCCCAGAACCUGACUUUCAUGGCCGCAGGCAAAGCUGGCCAGAAUGUGGUGCUGUCCGGCUUCCCUGCACCGGCCUUACAGGCGAAUGUAUUCAAGCAGCCACCAGUCACCACCACGGGGACAGCUCCGCCGCAGCCCCCCGGGGCCCUCAGCAAGCCCAUGAGCGUCCACCUCCUCAAUCAAGGCAGCAGUAUCGUGAUCCCAGCCCAGCACAUGCUGCCGGGCCAGAACCAGUUCCUGCUGCCAGGCACCCCAGCCGUUCAACUCCCCCAGUCACUCUCUGCCCUGCCUGCCAGCGUGGGUGGCCAGAUCCUCACAGCCGCAGCACCCCAUGCAGGUGGACAACUCAUCGCCAACCCGAUCCUCACCAACCAGAACCUGGCAGGCUCACUGAGUCUAGGUCCCGUGCUGGCGCCCCACUCGGGAGCACACAGCGCCGCACACAUCCUCUCUGCAGCCCCCAUCCAAGUGGGCCAGCCUGCUCUCUUCCAGAUGCCUGUGUCCCUGGCCACUGGCAGCCUGCCCACCCAGAGCCAGCCGGCCCCCACUGGCCCCACCGCCACCACCGUCCUCCAGGGCGUCACCCUGCCCCCCAGUGCUGUGGCCAUGCUCAACACCCCCGAUGGACUGGUGCAGUCCACCACCCCGGCUGCUACCACUGGGGAGGCCACGCCUGUCCUGGCAGUUCAGCCUUCACCCAGGUGCCCCCCCGCUGUCACCACGUCACUGCCUGUGGGUCUCCAACAGCCACAGGCACAGCAGCCUCCACAGGCCCCUACUCCCCAGGCGGCCCCCCAGCCUCAGGCCACCCCUCCUCAGGCCAGCCCAGAGAAGAUAGUCCUGGGGCAGCCGCCCGCUGCGGCCACAACGGCCAUCCUCACUCAGGAUUCCCUCCAGAUGUUCCUGCCCCAGGAGAGGAGCCAGCAGCCCCUCUCUACAGAGGGUCCCCACCUCUCGGUGCCUGCCUCGGUCAUAGUCAGCGCCCCGCCUCCUGCCCAAGACCCAGCCCUGGCCACACCCGUGACCAAAGGAGCUGGCCUCGGCGGCGGCGCUCAGACCCCCGACAGCCAGGCUUCCCCAGCUCCGGCUCCCCAGGUCCCUGCAGCUGCUCCACUGAAAGCCCCCGGCCCCGCCUCCUCCCCAUCACUACCUCACCAGGCCCCCCUGGGAGACAGUCCCCACAUGCCCUCCCCACACCCUGCCAGGCCCCCUUCCCGCCCACCCUCAAGACCCCACUCCCGCCCUCCAUCCCAGCCCCAGAGUCUGACCUGCCCACCCUUGGAGCCCACCCUUCACCCCUGCCCUCCACCCCAGGGUCCCCCAACUCUGCCUGGUAUCUUUGUGAUCCAGAAUCAAUUGGGUGCUCCACCACCAGCGGGCACCCCAGCCCCCACAGCCCCAGGCCCACCCCAGACCCCUCUGCGACCCCCAUCCCAGCCCACUGAGGGCCCACUGCCCCCAAACUCCCACCUCCCUCCUGCCUCUACCCCCUCCUCCACUGUGGCCUCCUCCUCUGAGCCUUCCACCAGGUUGCCAGUCCCCACACCCCCUGACUUCCAGCUCCAGUUCCCACCGGGCCAGGGACCCCAUAAGUCCCCCACUCCGCCACCAGCCCUCCACAUGGUCCCUGAGCCCACAGCGCCCCCUCCACCACCACCUCGGACCUUCCAGAUGGUAACUGCCCCCUUUCCAGCACUGCCCCAGCCAAAAGCACUUCUGGAAAGAUUCCACCAGGUACCAUCUGGGAUUAUCCUCCAGAAUAAGGCAGGGGGCACCCCCGCCACCCCACAGACGUCUACUUCCCUCGGGGCCCUUUCCAGUCCUACUGCCUCUGCACUAGUCAGCGGACAGGCACCACCUGGGGCUGCUGCCACCUCCAGCCAUGCUCCAGCCUCCACGCCUAUGGCCACCACAGGCCUCCCUCCUCUACUUCCUGCCGAAAACAAAGCUUUUGCCAGCAACCUUCCAACCCUGAGUGUGGCCAAAGCUGCUGUGUCAGGGCCCGGGAAGUCCCCAGCACUGCAGUAUGACAGCAAGUUGUGUAGCCUGAAGAAACAGCCCCUACUGCAACCCAGCAAAGAAGCCUGCUUCCUGGAGCAUCUGCACAAACAUCAGGGUUCCGUCCUGCACCCCGAUUACAAGACAGCCUUCCCCUCCUUCGAGGAUGCCCUCCAUCGCCUCCUGCCCUACCACGUCUACCAGGGUGCCCUCCCCUCCCCCAACGACUACCACAAAGUGGAUGAAGAAUUUGAGACUGUCUCCACGCAGCUCCUCAAACGCACCCAGGCCAUGCUCAAUAAAUACCGGCUUUUGCUUCUGGAAGAGUCCAGGAGAGUCAGCCCUUCCGCGGAGAUGGUCAUGAUCGACCGAAUGUUCAUUCAGGAGGAGAAGACCACCCUUGCCUUGGAUAAGCAGCUCGCCAAGGAGAAGCCUGACGAGUACGUGUCUUCCUCCCGCUCCCUUGGCUUCCCUGUCCCAGUGUCUUCCGAGGGUCACCGGCUCCCCAGCCAUGGCCCAUCAUCCUCAUCUUCCACAUCCGGAACCUCUGCCCAGCCUCCUCCUCACCUGCCCACCAAGCUAGUGAUCCGACACGGUGGGGCUGGCGGCUCCCCUUCAGUGACCUGGGCUCGAGCAUCAUCUUCCUUGUCAUCAACGUCCUCCUCCUCCUCCUCCUCCUCUGCCGCCUCAUCCUUGGACGCAGAUGAGGAUGGCCCCAUGCCCUCCCGCAACCGGCCACCCAUCAAGACCUACGAGGCCCGCAGCCGCAUCGGCCUCAAGCUCAAGAUCAAGCAGGAGGCCGGCCUCAGCAAGGUGGUGCACAACACCGCACUGGACCCUGUGCACCAGCCCUUGCCUGCACCUGCACCUGCGAAAGGGGCGGAGCCUCCGCCGCGCCCGGCCCCGCCCCCACUUCCUCCUGCCACGCAGGCACAGAUGAAUGGCACUCUGGACCAUCCCCCACCUACAGCACGCAAAUCCACAGUGCCUGCGCCCUGCCCACGCCUACCAUUGCGCAAGACCUACCGUGAGAAUGUGGGCGACCAAGGUGCUGCCGAGGGUGCACAGGGACGGCCGCGGGGUACAAACAGCCCAACCCCACUGCCUGCCAAGGUGGACGAGGCCACCAGCGGGCUAAUCCGUGAGCUGGCUGCCGUGGAGGACGAACUGUAUCAGCGUGUUCUGAAGGGCGGCCCACCACCCCAAGAAACCCCAGCCUCUGCCACCAGCCAGGGCGCCUCCGAUCCCAGCUGGGAAGCACCCGCGCUGCCCCCGGCCAAACGACGCAAGUCUGAGUCACCUGACGUGGACCAGGCCAGCUUCUCUAGUGACAGUCCGCAGGACGAUACGCUCACUGAACAUUUGCAGAGCGCCAUCGACAGCAUCCUUAACCUGCAGCAGGCCCCUGGCCGGACACCCUCAGCCCCAUACCCCCAUACAGGGCCCACACCUGGCACCCCCACAUCCCCAGUGCCCCUGCACAGGCCAGACGCCUUUCCACCCUCCAGUCACAACGGUGGCCUCGGUGCCAGGACGUUGAACAGAUAACACUGGGCUGCUCCUGCGGCCCCUGUUGGGUGCCCCCAACCCCACCUCCAGGGGAGCAGCCAGGCAGCCGACUUCCACCUCUAAGGGGACACUAAACCAGUUCCCCUGACAAUUCUUGCCUAAGUUAUUUGAGUCACAAAGGCCUCCCCACCCUCCUGCUUCCUUCCACAUUGGCUAGAGAGUUGGGAUGGGGCGUGGGCUUUCUAGGGGAAGGGGGGCUGUAAUGUACAAUGUUCCCCCCUGGCACAGGACAGGCCAGGGGAUAAGAGUGAGUGUUUCCCAGGACUGGGCCACCGGGUUGGCACACUGGUAACAUCUGAAUACCAGGCCUUGUCUGAUCGGCUUCAUGGAUCACUGUCCAGGGCACUCAGAGCUGUGAGAGACCUUCAGACAUGCUCAGCUCUCUUCCUCAGAGCCUGGAAAAUUAGGAAACAAGGACUCGAGCCAGUGUCCCAAAGUAUCUGCGUCCCAUCCAUAACGUGCACACACCUGAGUCAUUCUAUGUGUGUGCAUACACGAGAGAGUAAGAGAGAUUCCCACCACCCCCAUCCCUCCAGAGGAACAAGACAUGGAGUCUUCCUUCCUCCUCCCAAGCGUCUUCCCUGUCUUCUUGCCUCCAGCCCACCAUGCCACGUUUUGAAAUCUCGGAGACAAAACUAGUACUGUAAGAUAAAGGGUUUGUUUUGUUUUUGUACUGUAUUUAUUGUGUAUAACGAUUUUUUUAAGGGAGAAUUCUGUACAUCUAGAACUCUUGUAAAUUAAAAACCGAUCCUUUUUUUUUUUUUAAACUGUAUUCAGGCCCCCUCCGGCCCCUGUUGCUUUUGGGUGUUUUAUUUGGGGAAUGGUAUUGGUGGGUUGGGAACCAAGCCAAUAGAGAGGAAUUUACUAUGUUGGGUGAGUGUCCACUGGGUCCUAGGCCAUGUUCUAAGCCCUAUGGGGUCAUGAGAUAGUUGAACAGGUGCAGGACUUUCCAGGACUCAAAUUUUAUCCCUGGGACUUAACAUGAGAAGGAAAGAGCUGAUUCCCACACGUCCUCUGACCACUACGUACGUGCAGUGGCAUACAUGCCCACACACA
Molecule: messenger RNA, 5985 nt
Organism: Onychomys torridus (southern grasshopper mouse)
Lineage: Eukaryota; Metazoa; Chordata; Mammalia; Rodentia; Cricetidae
Gene: Bicra
Product: BRD4 interacting chromatin remodeling complex associated protein
Biological process (GO): positive regulation of DNA-templated transcription
Cellular component (GO): SWI/SNF complex
Source: RefSeq, a predicted model, not a curated record